This is a messenger RNA of Phytophthora nicotianae INRA-310, 210 nucleotides long. RefSeq lists its product as hypothetical. The transcript has 2 exons. Lineage: Eukaryota; Oomycota; Peronosporomycetes; Peronosporales; Peronosporaceae. The coding region runs from base 1 to 210 and encodes 69 amino acids. The record is from RefSeq and is a predicted model, not a curated record.
AUGGUUGCCACUGCUGAGGUUGAUCCGGGCCUAGUCGCUCUAGGGUGGGUUGACAACAAGCCCGUGUACUUUUUGGCAUCUCACGUGAGCACAGCCAUUACGAGUAUCAACAGAAGGGAGAAGGACGGUUCUAUCUCUACCGUCGUUUGCCCCAAACUGGUCCGUGAGUACCAGCGAAAAACGGAAGAGAAAGAAGAUGACGCAUUAUGA